UCGUGUGUGUGUAAAUAUUCAAUUUGUUUUAUAUUUAGAGGACAGAACGGUUCCAAUUGUUUAAUGGAAAGCACUGUUCUCACUUAUUAUUAAAAUCUACUAAAAAUCAAUGAAAUAUGUUCUAGGCAACAACGCUAAAAACGGUAGAAAUAACACUGUACAAUAUACUUAUAAUGUUGUCAUACAGCUUUCCGAUGAUAUUGUAUUUUCUACGAUAUUCUUGGUUCGUGAUCAACAUUUCAGAAAUAAGAGCUGUGUUCGAAAGUAUUGGAAGGGAUUGCAGCACGCUGAAGAAUCCUCUCGAAGUGGAGAUGUUAAUGAAACAUAUGGCAGAAACGAGACGUGUUAUCAUGGCAUACAUAGUUCUAGCAGUGCUGCUAGCAGUCUACAUAAUUGUAGCAAUACUGGUCCCUACGAUAUUGCACUCGAAACUUCAGCUACGUUACCUAAGAAUGUUCGGGUUCUUCUACAAAGAAGAAAGCGCAGAAACUGAUUGGGUUGGCCUUCAGCUCGUACUGGUAAGCGUGUUGGGUCAAUUAGCGUUAGUAGGUACGGAAGCGUCAGUUGCUGUUUUUGCUGCGUACUUGUGUGGAUUAUUUGAGAUCACCAGUUAUCGAGUAUACAACGCAGUCAACGAUGUGGCAAAUUCUGUUUCCUCGAAACAGAUAGACAUACAACCAGCCAUACAAAUACAUCAGCGAGCCGUUGAGUUAGUAUCUCCAUUCAGAUAUUAGUAUAACAUUGUCGGUGUAUGUAUUAUUACACCUUUAUUGUGUUUUGACACUAUUUUACGAAUGGAGGCUGGCCGCAAACCUCGGGAAAUGCAUGACGUAUUCGUAUUUAAUGGCAAUCGUGGCAGUCGUCCUCUCGUUUGCUGUGAACUUAUACCGUGUAAGCAUUGCCGGAAGUGAGUAAAAAGGAUUCGAAAAUCGCUUGAGAUUAUUCUGAGUUAUAUCAGCGAAAGGAUCGUAACAAAACUGUUUUCACUAUGUAACAGCUUCUUCUGGCAGCUAAGAACGCGGACGACGUGGAGAACCUGUUCUUUUCUGCAUCCCUCACGCUGUCGCAUAUUUUAAUUAUGUUCCUAGAUAAUCAUAGCGGUCAGAAACUGGUGAGCACUAGCGUCGAAGUUUUCCAUGAAACGUAAGUUCGUAAUUUUUAUCUAACCCUCCAGCGUUUCACAGUGCGACAAUUCCGUCCAUUUCCUGUUACUAAAUAAUCAAAUUAUCGUUUCUUUUCGUUUAUUUUGCAAAAUGGAAUUCUUUAAAUUAUGAAAUUCAAAGCGAAGUCCAUAUUGUUGCUUUGAAAUGUUAAACGAAAAUGGACGAAGCAUUAUCCUAGGAUAAUUUUUGUGCAAUCAUGUCUGGGACACGUGGGAGGGCUAAAUUAAAUUCUUUUAACGACGUUGAAGAAAAUGAAACCGAGUCGAUCCGAUAAUAGUGGGAGAAUUAUUCGUGACUUCCAAUCGAUUGGAUAGAAUUUACAUUAAAAAAUUAAUCAAUAGCUGUAAACAGAGCUGCGAAUAAUUGAACAACCUCCCACUACCGAUAAGAAAGUACACGCAUUAAGAAAGUAAUUAAACGACGCCGUUCAAUGAAACAGA
This is a messenger RNA of Megalopta genalis, 1603 nucleotides long. NCBI's taxonomy places the organism in Eukaryota, Metazoa, Arthropoda, Insecta, Hymenoptera, Halictidae. The record is from RefSeq and is a predicted model, not a curated record.